Rodentolepis nana is the source of this 492-nucleotide messenger RNA. NCBI's taxonomy places the organism in Eukaryota, Metazoa, Platyhelminthes, Cestoda, Cyclophyllidea, Hymenolepididae. The record is from the annotation of a GenBank genome assembly.
GAUGGACAGGUGAAAAAGGCCCUGAUUAUUGAACUGCAAUCAGACAUGAGUGUUAUAAUGAUUAACCUGAGCUUAAUUGGCAACAUAAUCAACUUCAGCGCUCACGGAAUCACGUUAGCCUCUAGAAAUGCAAGAAGUCAUCGCCGCACAAAAAUCAUUUGCAGUCGCGAUGUGGUUGGUGGGGGCGAAUUGGUGAUUACAUUAGAGGUGCCUGCUGACACAAACGGCAUGGACUUCAACGAACGACUGGACUGGAAGUUGAACGAUUUCGGAAAUGAUAUAAAAGAUGUGGUUAUCGAGGCUCUGACCAUCUACACCGACCCAAAAAGGAUUGCUGAACACAUUAAAACCUGUGCAGAUACUCUUUAUGGUGGACCCCACCACUGCAUCGUAGGCAAGAACUUCUGCGGCUACGCUACUCAAGAGAAAUGGAUGCAAUGCCGAAUGGGAGAUUUAAAAGUCUACCUCUACAAGUCUCCCCGCUGGGCAUAG